CGAGAGCCUGAGAAGUACUGCCUAUGUGCUCUGCUGCUGCUGCUCAGCGAAAUGAACACCGGAGAUACAGCGUUACUUUUGUAAUCCACAGACAAAGAGUCAAGCUUGCAACAGCAUCGCAAAUGAAGGAAGUAAUGUAGAGUCAUAUCAACGCAAUCGGCUUCACCGCCCAUUCACUCUAAGGAACGCUUUGUCAGAGCCAAAAAAAUUCAUAUUCUGCCAAAAUGCCAUCGCCUCAAGUCCUCCAGCCUGUUCUCAAGAUGAAAGUGGAUGAGCUUUUUCUCAACUGGUUGAGUGAUCCUGCAACACAGUCACUACUCAAAGACUAUCUUGACCUAAUCAAAAGUGGACAACCAGUUGAGCUGAGCAGUGGGGACGCCCACGACAAAAAGUCAUUGACCUUCAAUGAGAACAACAAUGUAGCAUCCCAAAGGAACCUGGUAGAGAAGAAGCCAACACCCCUCGGUACUCCCUCUAGCCCCCCAUCUGCCAGUACCCUGCCUUCUGGCAGCAGUAGUAACACCAGAGUGACCGGACCCAAUGGCAGAGUACUACGGAGGUCUGUCAGCACCAAAAAGGCCCAGGUGAGGACGGAGGAGCCCGUCACCACAGCGCUGAGUGAAAGCAUUCCAAAGUUUUACUUCCCACAGGGCCGGCCCCAAGCCAACCUCAACAUCGACGGCCUCAUUUCCAAAAUUGAGAAAAUAUUUUCCCAAUUCCCAAAUGAAAGGGCCACCAUUGAGGACAUGGGGCAGGUCGCCAAGGCCUGUGAGUGUCCCCUCUACUGGAAAAUGCCAUUGUUCUGCUCCGCUGGAGGCGACAGGACCGGCUUCGUGUCCGUUCACAAGUUCGUGGCUAUGUGGAGAAAAACUCUGCAGACCUGUCACGACGACGCUUCUAAAUUUGUGCACCUCUUGGCCAAGCCUGGCUGUAAUUACCUGGAACAAGACGACUUUAUUCCAUUCCUGCAGGAUGUGGUGAACUCACACGCAGGCCUGGCCUUUCUGAAGGACGCACCAGAUUUUCACUCACGAUACAUCACCACGGUGAUUCAGAGGAUAUUCUACAAUGUGAACCGCUCAUGGUCUGGAAAAAUAACAUGUUCUGAGCUCAGGAAAAGUAACUUUCUUCAGAAUGUGGCGUUGCUGGAGCAGGAAGAGGACGUGAACCAGCUGACAGAGUUCUUCUCCUACGAACAUUUCUAUGUCAUCUACUGCAAGUUCUGGGAGCUGGACACUGACCACGACCUCUACAUAGACCAGAAGGACCUGGCACAGCACAAUGACCAAGCCAUCUCCCAUAAGAUGAUUGAGAGAAUAUUCUCAGGAACAGUAACAAGAGACAGAAAGGUGUACAAGGAGGGGCGACUCAGUUACGCUGAUUUUGUCUGGUUCCUCAUCUCUGAGGAGGACAAGAAGACUGACACCAGUAUAGAGUACUGGUUCCGCUGUAUGGACCUGGAUGGAGACGGCGUGCUCAGCAUGUACGAGCUGGAGUACUUCUACGAGGAUCAGUGCCAGAAGCUGGAGACCAUGGCCAUCGAGCCCCUUCCCUUCGAGGACUGCCUCUGCCAAAUGCUUGACCUCGUCAAGCCCGAGGUCGAAGGUAAGAUCACUCUGCGAGACCUUAAAAGGUGCAAGCUGUCCCACAUCUUCUUUGACACUUUCUUCAACAUUGAGAAGUACCUGGACCACGAGCAGAAGGACCCGUUCUCCGUUAUAAGGGAGAUGGAGACAGACGGCCAGGAGGUCUCAGACUGGGAGAAAUACGCCGCUGAAGAGUAUGACAUCCUCGUGGCUGAAGAGGCCGCAAACGAACAGUGCAACGACGUGUAUGAUAAUCCUUUGAGCCCUUUAGGGCAGCACAUCUCAAGCGAGCUGGGGCUGACAAAGAGACACUUCUUUGAGAUCCCCACUCCGCACUGCAACCUGGACCUGGACGAAUACGAAUAUGAAGAUGACUUUGAAUGACCCUCGGCCCUGUAGCGCUUUCUCACACGCCUGCUGAGCGCUGUGCGCUCUCAGAAACAGAGCUCAACCAGCAGUGUCAGUGGAUGAAUCGCAUCACGCCGGAGAUUCGCAGGUUCAAGCCCAGUUUCCAGAAACAGGACAAACUUCAAUAAACAGGUGGUGAAUUCAAACACUGUCAGGGCACUGGUGGGGUCAGAUGUGCUGGAGGAACAGCCACGGUGUCACACAUGUGGCUAACAGGAAACAUGACACUGUACUUUACCAGAUGUUUUAAUAUUGUCACCUGUCACAGUUAAAGAAGUCACCACAGCUGACUUCAUGAUGUCACACUCAGACCUUUGCUCCAUCUCCACGUGUUAACACAGGAGAGGUUGUGUUUGUGCACGUAAUGCUUUGUAUAAAUAAUGUCUGGGGCGAGUGUUUUGUCAUGUGAACGUCAGCACUGUGUAAUCACACGAGCUAAAUCACACUCUUCACACACUGGAGCUCCCUGGAGUGUUAGUGACAGAUGGGUUGAUUAGAUUCAGGUUCUGAACUCAUUAUUCUCUGACGUCAUUGGCUAAUGUUACAUUCCAGUGAUCAUAACGCAAAGUUUUCUACAAGACUGUAAAUGUAUUAAUGGUUGUUUGUUGAAAUGAGAAGUUGCUGUAAAUGCCAAACAAGCCACCGUUGAGCCUGCUGCACACACACACACACACACAGCUCAGACUGCCACACACACACACAAACACACUGUAUAUUUUACAGGUCUGUGCUCACUAUGAUUUACUGUAUGUGUGAGAUGGGGUUGUUAUUAAAUUAUUAGAGAUGGAUUUAUAAAUAAGUGUAAAUAUUUAUUCGGUGCUUGCUGUGUUGUAAAUGAUUUGGGAACGUGUUUUAGACAAAUUCUUUUUUUCUAUGUUACCAAGUACUUAAUAUGAAUGUACUUUGACAGAACAAAAGGAACCAAUUUUAAAAUGUUUUGCUUUUCU
This is a messenger RNA of Epinephelus fuscoguttatus (brown-marbled grouper), 2941 nucleotides long. It is a transcript of the gene ppp2r3b, whose product is annotated as protein phosphatase 2, regulatory subunit B'', beta. Gene Ontology annotation, cellular component: protein phosphatase type 2A complex. Lineage: Eukaryota; Metazoa; Chordata; Actinopteri; Perciformes; Serranidae. The record is from RefSeq and is a predicted model, not a curated record. Gene Ontology annotation, biological process: protein dephosphorylation. Bases 225 to 1970 code for a protein of 581 amino acids. Gene Ontology annotation, molecular function: calcium ion binding; protein phosphatase regulator activity. The transcript is spliced from 14 exons.